Molecule: messenger RNA, 967 nt
Organism: Melanaphis sacchari
Lineage: Eukaryota; Metazoa; Arthropoda; Insecta; Hemiptera; Aphididae
Product: probable RNA-binding protein 46
Exons: 5
Coding region: 356-967 (203 amino acids)
Cellular component (GO): nucleus
Molecular function (GO): mRNA binding
Source: RefSeq, a predicted model, not a curated record
AUAACAUUAUUACUAUAAUGUGAAAAAAAAAUAAAUACUAAGUAUAAAUAAAAACGUCUGAUGUCCCCCGCACCGCCCCGAACAACGAUUGCAGAUUGCAGACAGACGUGGCAGACAUAGCGGCGACGACCGCGUCUGCCAAGGUCAACCCCUUCUCGUGUCUGCGCUCGAACGAUGGUCAGUCGCUGCUGUCCAAGGGAUUCGUAUUCGCCGACGUCGACACGUCGUCUUCACUGUUCAUUUGGUCGCAAGGUUUCCGAUCGAACACAGCCCGACACACGACUUUUACUUUAGACACUGUCCCUUGCCACCACCCCGUCUGACUAUAAAUUUCAAUAAAAAUCGUACAACUAUAAUGGCUGACUUACUGGUGGACAUGGACUACGCCAUAAUGACCAUCAACUCGCAGAUAGUGUACAAGCCGACCAGCCAGCGCGAUGACCCGGAGCCCGACAACGACCGCGAGGUGUACGUGGGAAACUUGCCGCAACACUACACCAUCGAGAAGUUCGUCAACUUUGCUAAAAAAUGUGGUCCAAUUUACAGUGUGCGACUACUAAAAGGCAGUGGAGGUUUAAAUAAAGGUUUUGGUUAUAUAAUGUAUAGAAGUUUAGCUGCAGUUGACAUUGCCAUAGAAACAUAUAAUGGAACAUUCUUGACAGAAAGUGAUACUAAUAAGCCACUGAUUGUUCAAAAGAGCCUACGCAAUACAAUUAUGAUGAUAUAUGGGCUAUCACAAAGAAACAACAAUAAAUACUACAUCAGAACUGAAAUAAACUAUUUUGUGAUCAACCAUCCAUCGUUAUUGCUGAAAUUUGAAUGUGAAGAUGAUACAAAGUUAUUCAUAUCUUUUAAAUCAUUAAAAGCAGCACAAAUUUUUAAGAAAAAACUAAAAGAUGCGUUUCAUAUGUAUGGAGCUAAAAUGUAUUAUUUUAAUGAUACAGAAAAUUGGAGAGCCAAAGCUUAA